Penicilliopsis zonata CBS 506.65 is the source of this 642-nucleotide messenger RNA. RefSeq lists its product as hypothetical. Bases 1 to 642 code for a protein of 213 amino acids. The transcript has a single exon. Lineage: Eukaryota; Fungi; Ascomycota; Eurotiomycetes; Eurotiales; Aspergillaceae. The record is from RefSeq and is a predicted model, not a curated record.
AUGGACCAGAUGUUAACAGGGAAGAACAGAAAUGGCCAAUUAUUUGCAACGGCUGAAAGUCAAUCCGCAUGGGAUACACUCUAUGACGGACUCGAUCUCCUAUAUGGAGUCAGAACACCGAGAAAGGCUAGCAGACUUUGGAGUCACUGUGUUUUCCCUUUAGCUGAUUGGGAUGUUCACAGCAAUAUCCCCAGUGCAACCGGCUUUGCUGUCGUCUGGACCGCUUUUGGUUCCAGAAGAAAGAGCUCAGCAACACCGUUUUUCCUCCUCUUCCUGUGCCUAGUACUCUGUGGGCUUCAUAUGCUGGGGUGGACGUAUGAGUUCCCCGGUUUGUUUGAAGCAUGGGCAUGGCGCUCGGCCACAAUUGCGAUUGCGAUCCUCCCUCCCCUGAUCCUCGCUCACUCAAAUGUUGCUGAAAGUCUCGACCUUCCCUGGCUGGUUGAUGCGUGUAUCCCGGGCAUUCUAAUACUUCUGUACAUGGUGUGCCGCUUGUUCAUGAUUGUAGAGUGUUUUGCAUCCUUUCGCCAAGCGCAGGCUGAGAUCAAAGCCUUAGCCCAGAAAUGGCGAUUGUUCGCUAAUUGUAUGUCGUUGAGUCUACUCAGUAGGAAGAAGUUGGACAAAAUAUAUAGAGCAAUUGAUUGA